Messenger RNA from Fraxinus pennsylvanica, 390 nucleotides. Lineage: Eukaryota; Viridiplantae; Streptophyta; Magnoliopsida; Lamiales; Oleaceae. The record is from the annotation of a GenBank genome assembly.
AUGGAGAAAUUCAGUAGAUCUAAAUCAAGUAGAGUGCAGGUAGAGAAGUACAGCUCCAUUAAUGGAGAAGCUCCAACUAGCAUGCAAGAUCUGAGGAGUUACAGCACUUCUACUUCUUCAUAUGGAUCAUCAUCAGUUCACAAUCCUCCCCCUCCUCCAGUACCAUUACCCCAUCUAGAUCAUAAUCCAGCCAAGAUCAACAAACAAAAGAAUUGGGUUUCUUCUUCUUCUUCAAAACGUUGGAGUUUCAAUGACCCUGAGUUGCAGAGAAAAAAGAGAAUUGCAAGUUACAAGGCCUAUUCCAUGGAAGGAAAAAUGAAGGGUUCUUUCAAAAAGAGCGUCAGUUGGAUCAAGGAAACCUGCAACCACGUCGUUCAUGGAUGGUGGUGA